AUGAUUCACUUCGUCUUACUAUGCUAUCUCCUUUUCCCGCACGUACACCCGCAAGCCGCACCACUUCUCGAAGCGCUGGAUCAUCCGCUGUACUUCAGAUCCAGCAUGAUGGCACAAAAAACAGAUAUUAUAAAUGGCAGUGUAAUGAAGAAGCUGUUGGAUUGGUACGUGGUCCGCGAGGCAAGUGAGUUGGGCUUUCGUGUUGCUACACUAUUACAGACUGAAAACAUGACACACUCAGAGCAUGCAGAACCUUCCCUUGUUGCUCUUGGCCAUGUAGUCACACGAUGUAAACCCGUUUCAAUGCCAUCGUCUGCACCUGACGCUGCUUCUGUUGCAUUACAGACAUCACCUAGAACUAUAAGGUUCUUUUAUAUCUGCAGCGGGUGGUCCUCCGCAACUCUUCGUGCCGUGGUUGCCCACUGGCGGGAAGGGACACUGGAGACAGUGGUGGACGAACCAGUCCUUUCGCUUGGUGCAGCGCGGGGGUGGCAUUUGCCUAUCAGCGUCCCAGAUACGCCUCAACAUUUGCUCUACGUUCUUGCGGCCGAUGGGAAAACAACGGCAGUGCUGAUCGAGGCCGAUGAGUCUCCCACAAGUGCACAACCCACUCGCAUAACGACCCUACGCUUACCUCAGAAGUCGGCCGCGGGCGACACAAGAUUAGUGUCAUCUUGUUACCUGCCGAGCGUUGGGCUCAGUGGUCUCGUGCACCAUUCAGAGACAGAUGGACACUCGCACUUUGAACUGCACCGUGUCUUUUCCUCUGCACAGUCAGCAGAAUUGCUACUGGAAACAUCAACGAACAUCUUUACUGAACUCAGCGUGGAAGAGCGGCUUCACUGCAGCCUCUCGUCCCGCGUCACUUUCACUGACUGUAGCCUCACCUUCUCCAAUGAGGCGGUGUCUCGUGUGGACGUAACGGUUACCGCCCUUGUUGAGUCUCCAGUCGGAAGCGGUGGACACACAGUCGAUGAGUGGAUUUUGUGUGGCAAAAUAACACUUUCAGGAAACGCUGUGGUAAAAGAAAGUGGACUAAGAAUUCAAGUGGCUCCUUUGCGCCGAGAGCGAUUUACACCUGCGCGAACGACUCUUGAGCACGUUGCGCGCUUGGGAUCGAACGGAAGUAUCACGGGCCACAUGAGGCGCUGUAUUUUUUACCACGCUGGCGGUGCCGCCAGAGCUGAAGGUGGCGGUGAGGAGGUCGUGAAUUGUAGCAGUGCCACAACCCACUUCCGCAGCGGUCGCCGCGGUGUUUCCAAGAGCUGCGUGGCGUUGCGGGUGUGGUGGAGACAAGAAGAGACCAUCAAUGGAUAUUUGUGCAAUAAAUUUGGUCUCUCCACCACCGAAUUAAGCUCCGUUUUCUUUGUACUAUUCACAUCAUUAUGCGGUCUCCAACUUACCGCUUAUUUUUUUUGUUCAACCUAG
Trypanosoma brucei brucei TREU927 is the source of this 1428-nucleotide messenger RNA. RefSeq lists its product as hypothetical. The transcript has a single exon. Lineage: Eukaryota; Euglenozoa; Kinetoplastea; Trypanosomatida; Trypanosomatidae. Bases 1 to 1428 code for a protein of 475 amino acids. The record is from RefSeq and is a predicted model, not a curated record.